Acipenser ruthenus (sterlet) is the source of this 1423-nucleotide messenger RNA. RefSeq names its product adenosine receptor A2b-like. Gene Ontology annotation, biological process: G protein-coupled receptor signaling pathway. Lineage: Eukaryota; Metazoa; Chordata; Actinopteri; Acipenseriformes; Acipenseridae. The coding region runs from base 1 to 924 and encodes 307 amino acids. Gene Ontology annotation, molecular function: G protein-coupled receptor activity. The transcript has 2 exons. Gene Ontology annotation, cellular component: membrane. The record is from RefSeq and is a predicted model, not a curated record.
AUGGUUCCUUUAGCGGUCCCGUUUAAUAGCUUUGGAAACGCUCUCUUGCUUUUGUUUAAUGGUGCCUUAGCCACCGUGAUCGUGAUCAUUAAUGUGUCGGUUUUCAUUUCCAUCGUAAUAACCAAAUCCCUGCGAACCGAGAACAGGUUCAUUUACAUGAUGAGUACAUGCAUUAGUGACUUCGGGACGGGGGUUUCGUGGUACUAUCUUGGUAUUUUUGAUGUUGAUGAUACCGUAAGUGGAAAAAACACGACGUAUUUCAUUUCUUCAAACUUCUUAGGGCUGUCUUACCUGGUCAUCCUAGCGGCUCAGGCGGACAGGUACCACGCCGUAGUGUCCCCUUUUCAAUACAGCAGGAGAAUGACUCCAAUGAAAACCGUGCUGGUUGUGUGUUGUCUUUGGGUUUAUGCCUACGCCCACGUGGCUGCUCUAAACUUGGUUACUUCAGCAACCGCCGCAAAGAUCAGCUCGAUCGGCACGUUCGUGUGCAAUGUGAUCACGCUGGUGAUCAUGUUAGGACUCAAUAUUAAACUGUAUCUGAUUGCAAAGUACCAGCUCAGCCGGGAGCCCCCUUCAGCAGAGCGGGAGCACCGGAGGGGGUCUCUGCAUCUCAUAAUAAUCGUGGCUGGUUGCUUUCUCUUGUUUUGGACGCCGGUUUUUACGUACAUUAUAAUUUGCGAUUUCGCGACAACACACUGUUACGCAUUUGAAAACCGUGCCACAGACCCGCUGAGAAUUCUACCCCGAGUGAACUCUGCGCUCACCCCCUUUCUGUACGUGAGAGGCUGCGCUCCUUUAAAGCAAGCGCUGCUUGGCAGGGUCUGGAAAUGUUGCGCCAGCUCUUCUGUAAGAAAAAUUAAUCCGGAGACUGGGGAGAGGGCGGAUUCCAAUGAGACCAAUGUUGCAGUGAUCUGCAGGAAUUAAUGGCAUCAGCAACGUGAUCCACGUGCAAUCGAGUUACGGGUAACAGCAGGGUAUAGGGCUCUGACUCAGUUGUACUGAGUUAGCAAUGGCAGUAGUCUUAACAUUUCUAAACUUUUGUGUCACUAGAAAUUAUUCAGACGUCUAUAAAAUGCAACCUAGUCAAAGAUUUUAAAUUAGAUUAGAUUUACUCUCGAUCAAAAUGUUAGAGCGACUUGUGCAUUUAAAUGUUUUGUAUUUGAACGUUGUCUCAUUUGAUGUGUUUAUUUGAUCAGUAAACGGGCAUCCUUCCUCCUCGGAUUUUCUUAAUCCUCUUCGCAAUGUGCAUGUAAAGUUUGGAACGUGUUUGAUAAAUGCAAAUGCUUGAAGUGAAGAAUGUGACAUUACAUAUCGAUUUCACUUCCACCUUGAAUGCUAUUAAUAAUAAAAGCAAUUUAAUAAACGUGUCUGUUUAAUUAGGUGCAAGGCCACUCCUGUCCGAAUCGCCUAUAAUUGCCUGCAA